Archocentrus centrarchus (flier cichlid) is the source of this 2114-nucleotide messenger RNA. RefSeq names its product CD83 molecule (gene cd83). The coding region runs from base 90 to 773 and encodes 227 amino acids. The transcript has 5 exons. The record is from RefSeq and is a predicted model, not a curated record. NCBI's taxonomy places the organism in Eukaryota, Metazoa, Chordata, Actinopteri, Cichliformes, Cichlidae.
GGGCGGGGCAGGAUCUGUCUUAUAAACCUUACACGUCGAAACUGUUGCCCGUCACUCAGAGUUUCUCCUCUGCUCAUAUCACCAACACGAUGUCUCCAGAUUUACUGAACGUGGCUUUGCUGUUAUCGCUGGGUGUGUGCCUCGCUGUGGGCGCUGCUGUCAGGGAGGACACCCUGGAAGUCGUGGUCUCUACGGGGGGAGAUUCUAUCCUUCCGUGCACCGCCAAUCACAAGCCCGGUGUCCAGUACCUUGCAGUGAGAUGGUACAAGGUUGCAGAGAACCCGUCGUCUCCUGUCAACGGCCUUUUAACCAGAGACCUGCCAAACGGUACCACGAGAUGGUACUCCAGCGUGAAGAAAGAGGUGGUACUGGUGGAAGAUUCCCACAGUAUCCUCGUGCCCAAUGCAACUUGCAGCGACACUGGCCUGUACAGGUGUCACCUGGCAGCACCUGUAGGAGAGCAGAAUCAGGAUGGCUAUGUUCGCCUCCAGUUGACAGAUUGUCCUGCUGGUCCCACAGAAAUGCUGGAUACAGAUGAUUACCUCAUUAUUUUUGCCUCAGUAGUGAUAAUGAUAGCACUUCUGCUAUCCUUCAUAAGCUAUGUUUGUUUAACGAAGAGCAUCAGAGAAAGAAACAAACAACAACAGCAGCAACAAUCAACAAAAAAACAAAUUUUACUGAACGCAAAGCCCAAACCCCUGGAACCGAAAGACUUGAAGUUGAUUUACACUUUGGGUCCAAAACCAUCUACAAAGAGCAUCCUCUGUGUUUAAAGAUGAAGACGAAUGUUAGGCAGAAGAGUGGAAUGUAACUCUAAAGGGAAAAAUGACAAAUGUGGGAUCUUCACAGAUGUCACUUCACUGGAGAAACUGGUGUCCUGACUCAAUAGACAGAGCUGGUCUUGGAAUCAGUAGUAGGUGGUCAGACUUGAGCUCCAAAGAGAGCAAGACAGUAAGACAGUGAGUCUGGCACUGACCAAAUAUUCACAUUUAUUUGUUUUAAUAGGUGAUGUCGCGUUAACUGCGCCCCAUAGAUUUGUAGGUCAAACGCUCAUAUGAGACAUAGUAAAAGUCUGUAAGCAGACAGACACACAAACACUGUGUUGUUGACUCAGGAAAGCCACAGAUGGAGCCAAGAAGUUUUACAGUUGUUAAUUUUGUAUAGCUGUAUUGUGCAAGAUGUGUCUGAGUGUUAGGAGUAAAAAAGCACUGAUAGUCUGCUGUGUACGAGUAUGAACACACUGGCGGAUGUCAUACCAUAGUAAGAGGGUCUGUGAUUUAAUGUUUACACAGCGAAUGUAAUUUCAGUCUUACAGGGUUAGUGUAUCCAGAUAAAGGGUGACUGAAAACUACCUGCUUGAAAUGAGCCAUUACAGAAUCCAGCUUUAACUGCACUGUUUCUGGAAUCUGUUUUUUAUGUUCUCGUAUUUUCUUCUUUUUUAUUCAGUAGAAUUCUGUUCAGUCUAUUCACGUAUAUUGUAUAUUUUAUUUUCAAAAAGAAAUGUUUAGAAUAUUAUUCUUAGAAAGCACCCAUUUAUAGAUGACCUAACAAAAAAAGAAGAAAAAAAAACUUAGACCUUUAUCACAUGAAACAAAAGUGGCCUUUUAAAACAAGAAGUGAAACAUGAUGAUGUGUAGGAACACCCACGAUGUUUGCAUUUUGUGUGACAUUUGUUUUGGGGAAAGUCCUGAGAGCGGGUCAGUGGAGUCUGGGUUUAUUUUAAAUGGUGCACUUCUCUUUUUUUAUGUCUGCAUUUAGACCUUCAGCUAUUACUCUUAACAAGUUUAGCUACAGACAAAAAAUAAAUAAGAUAAAUAUAAGACAUUUAGAUGGCAGGAGGUAUCAUUCAUAAGCUAUUAUGUUUUUGUUUUUGUUCUACAGCAAGUGUAUUUCCAACUCUGAUAUCAUAGAGAAACAAUAACACUGAUAUUCUGCAUUCACUGUAACUGUUACUAUCUCACUUAACUUAAGGUGCAUUGCUAAUGGUUGUGUGUUUUGCUUCUCAUAAUUCUAUUUUGUUGCAGUAUUAAUAACACUAUAUACACACAGCUGUAAUACCAAUGAUUGCAUGAAUGUUAUCUGUGGAUUAAAUAAAUACAUUUUUGAGCAUGGAA